AAUUCACAUUCAGAACAAGGAGUUCUCAGUCGAAAAUCACAAUUGGCAGACGAAGAACACUGACAUUGCGUUUGAAAAUUUUCACUGUCAAUUUCUGAAACAUUCGAAACAAAAAUGGGUGUUGAUGAUGUGCCGAUGGACGAUAAAGCUAAGAGAAUGAGAGAUCUGUUAUCAAGCUUCUAUUCUCCUGAUCCCAGUUCUCCUUCAAAGACGCCCAAUGCUUCUUCCAGAUUCGCUACAUUGGACACCAUCAACACCACCACAUUUGAUGUCGAUCAAUACAUGAACCUUCUUGUGCAGAAGUCCAAUUUGGAAGGUCUGCUUCAGAGGCAUGUUGAUAUGGCUGCUGAGAUAAAGAAUCUGGAUACCGACCUGCAGAUGUUGGUAUAUGAGAAUUACAACAAGUUUGUAAGUGCCACAGAUGCUAUUAAAAGGAUGAAGAACAAUAUUGUUGGCAUGGAAACAAGUAUGGAACAGCUUCUUGAAAAGAUAAUGUCUGUUCAAUCUAGAAGUGAUGGGGUUAAUACAUCUCUUUUUGAGAAGAGAGAGCACAUUGAGAAAUUGCAUCGGACCCGCAAUCUUCUACGGAAAGUUCAGUUCAUAUACGAUCUACCUGCUACGUUAGCAAAGUGCAUCAAAUCAGAAGCCUAUGCUGAUGCAGUAAAAUACUAUAUAGGAGCCAUGCCCAUUUUCAAGAUAUAUGGGGACUCUUCAUUCCUAGACUGCAAACGAGCCUCAGAGGAAGCAAUUGCUAUCAUUAUCAAAGCCUUGCAGGGCAAGGUAUUCUCAGAUUCUGAAUCCAUACAAGCCAGGGCAGAGGCUGUUAUGCUCCUUAAGCAAUUGGAUUUUCCGGUUAAUAAUUUGAAGGAGCAACUCUUUGAAAAGUUAGAACAGUUCCUUGUGGAUCUCCAUCUAGAAUAUAAGGAAAUAAGAUAUGCUUCAUCAGGCCUUGGUGGGAUUCCUGUAUCGGCUUCUUCUAGUUCUCAUGAGGCUUCUAUUCGUGAAUUUGCUGAGGCUGUCCGCGCUUAUCGAGUUAUUUUCCCUGAUUCCGAACAACAGCUCUUUAGACUUGCAAAAGAGUUAGCUACAAAGCACUUUGAAGCCACAAAACAGCACAUCAAGAAGCAGGUCUCUUCAACAGACCUUGUUGCCAUGUUGCGAGUAAUUUGGACAGAUGUGCUUCUGAUGGAUGAAGUGCUGCCAGAGGCCGGACUACGUGAUUUUACGUUUGAGGCUGCUCAUGAUGCUAUUAAACAAUAUGUUGCUUGCACAUUCAGUCAUCUUUUGCUAGAUAUUUCAGAUGCUCUUGUAAAAGUCCAUGAUAAUCAAAAGGGGGUAAUUGAAGAAGAGUAUCCUUUGCAGUCUGCCCUUGAGACCAGCAAAAAGGCAUUAGUACAAGGCAGCAUGGGCGCCUUGCUGGAUUCCCGUCGACUUCUUGAUGAAAACUUGGAAGUGCUAUCAAGUUUGACAGACUUGAUCAUUGAGUGGGUGCAAGAAGGAUUUCAGGACUUCUUCAGGAAGCUGAAUGAUCACUUUUUCAUGCUUUCGGGAAAGAAAUAUUCUGCUAAUCAGGAUCUAACCUUUGGGGAAGGAAUGCAGGGUGAUAAAGUACUUCCCGAGCUUGUUCUUUUGCUGGCUCAACUCUCUGUUUUCAUAGAGAAAAAUGCCAUUACCAGAGUCACUGAGGAAAUAUCUUCUUUCUCUGGUGGUGGGACUCGGGGCUAUGAAAAUAGUUCAGCUUUUAUUCCUGCAGAAAUUUGUCGCAUCUUUCGAUCAGCUGGUGAAGAACUCUUGCAGCAUUAUAUAAGCUUGAAAACUCAGAAGAUCUUGAUUGUGUUGAAGAAGAGGUUUACAACCCCCAAUUGGGUUAAGCAUAAAGAGCCCAGGGAAGUUCAUAUGUUCGUUGAUCUGCUUCUUCAAGAGCUGGAUACAAUCCUUAAUGAAGUGAAGCAAAUAUUGCCUGAAGGACUACAGCCUAAGCAUCGGCGCACAGACAGCAAUGGGAGUACCACUUCUUCUCGUAGUAAUCCGUUGAGAGAUGAUAGGCUGGUACGAUCAAAUACCCAAAAGGCUAGGAGUCAGCUUCUUGAGUCCCAUUUAGCAAAAUUGUUUAAGCAAAAGAUGGAAAUAUUUACUAAAGUUGAACACACACAGGAAUCAGUCAUAACUACGAUUAUAAAACUUUUCUUGAAGAGUUUACAAGAAUUUGUCCGACUUCAGACUUUUAAUCGGAGUGGAUUUCAACAAAUUCAGUUGGACAUUCACUUUCUUAAGACCACUCUUAAAGAUACUGCUGAAGAUGAAGCAGCUGUUGAUUUUUUGCUUGAUGAGGUGAUUGUUGCUGCUGCUGAACGUUGUCUUGAUCCCAUCCCUCUGGAACCAGCCAUCUUGGACAGGCUUACCCAAGCAAAGUUGGCAAAGAAUUCGGACCAGAGCUCUACUUCAUUAUAAUCUGGGAGGCUGGGAGCUCAAAUGCAUCGUGCUACUGCGACUCUGAGCUGGAAGUAAUCAGAAAAUAUAACACCCAAUGCAUUUUUUUAAUAGGUAAAGCAUAACACUCAAUGCUAGGUCCAUAUUAGAAGAAAAAACUUGCUUUAAAGCCUUUCUGGGCAGAGAUGAUUUCAAGAUUUAGAGUCAUCGAGUUCAUAAUGGAUGUGACAUGUUAUAUGUUCACAUUUUUUAUUUUCAUUUUCUUUUUACAUAUGUAUAAGUGAUUCGACUUGAAAGUAGUGGAUUCAGUUAAACUAAUUGAAUCCUCUAUAGAUAAGCAUUCACCAUAGGUCCAUAGCAUAUGCAUCACUUUGAUAGAGAAUGGAAGCAUUGCCAAGCAGCUCUCCUGGUUUCACGACCAAUUACAUUGCAACUGAAUUCAUGGAUCACUAGUUCAUUAAGGGGCAGCAUUUUCCAAAUGAAAGAAGGGGUACAGUGGAUUUUGUAAUUUGUCAAUUCAUUUUAUU
Messenger RNA from Solanum stenotomum, 2957 nucleotides. RefSeq names its product vacuolar protein sorting-associated protein 51 homolog. Lineage: Eukaryota; Viridiplantae; Streptophyta; Magnoliopsida; Solanales; Solanaceae. Gene Ontology annotation, cellular component: GARP complex; membrane; EARP complex. Gene Ontology annotation, biological process: Golgi organization; Golgi vesicle transport; lysosomal transport. The record is from RefSeq and is a predicted model, not a curated record. The coding region runs from base 115 to 2451 and encodes 778 amino acids. The transcript is spliced from 20 exons.